CUCCCGAUGGAACUGCCAUGCCAUUCAUGCAAUGGUUUCACAAGACAAUCGUUGAUUCAAGCCCUGUCGCUGCUACGUUUCCCUUCACACGUCGAGUGCGUGCGUGCUUGUACGACGCUGCUCAGCUCCCGCUCCCCCGCUGGGGCCUGACAGCUUGCAGGUGCAUUCUACAUUUGCAUCCGCAUCAUCUACAUACCACUCACACCCACACACUCUCUCUUUCACUGAAAGAAAGCAAGCCACGUACCUCCCCCGUCCCCAACCCCACGCAACACUCUCCUUUCUCAGCGCAUCUAUCCAAGUACGAGCAUUUCUCCGGCUCCACAGGAAACCUAUCAAGACCAACCGCUUGCAGCGCGGCGGAGACCUAGAUGGGGGGCUUGAGCCUGUAAGUGGCGCAAGUUGGCAUGCUCCGAUUGCGUAACGUAAGAAACCUCGUCAUUCAUCAAGAUAGGCUGAGAGUCGAUCAUUGCCAAGGGGGACGUGAAGGAAGCAAAGGAAGACGCGGAAAUAGCGAAGAAAACAAGCGGUAUGUCAAUGGUGAAACAAGAUAGACAGUGCUAAUGCAGCCUUAACGGACCUACCUAGCGGAAAUGGCGGAAAAGAUAUGUUAUCAUGGG
Messenger RNA from Cucurbitaria berberidis CBS 394.84, 620 nucleotides. RefSeq lists its product as uncharacterized. Bases 18 to 371 code for a protein of 117 amino acids. The transcript has a single exon. NCBI's taxonomy places the organism in Eukaryota, Fungi, Ascomycota, Dothideomycetes, Pleosporales, Cucurbitariaceae. The record is from RefSeq and is a predicted model, not a curated record.